CGCGUCCAGCUCUCUCUCUCUCUCUCUCUCUCUCUCUAUAUAGGUACCUUGGUGCUCUCAUGCACAUACGUACUAGCGUUCUCUUCUCCUCCUGAACAGUCACUAGCCGGCGCGCGGCUUAUUCAUUUAUACUUUUGAGCGCUCGCGCGUUCUCGUGCCCCUCUAAUGGGUUGUGGGUGCUUACCGUAGUUAUUUGUUGUAUCACCCAAGAGUCCCAUUGUCGUAUCUGUUGCCUCUUUUUUUUUUUUUUUUUUUUCCAUUGCACCCAUAGUUGCCCUCCUACAAGUAUUACGUACCCAUGUGUAAAAAGUUAAACGCUGACGCGAAAAGUGAAAGUGUGUAUACCCGUGAUUUAGAUUAACUAGCGACAACUACCUAUUAUUGUACUUGGAGGACACAAAGAUGACGAGGUGGUUGUUGGUUGAGUACCGUCGUAACUGCUGCUGCUGCUGUCUCAUCAAUACGAUGCCAACCGCCGACAACAAUGUGAGCUUGCACGAGCAAAGGCAUCACUCGCUUACGUAAGCCCGCUGCAGCUCUGCCUCCUCCUCCUGCGGCUGCUGCUGAUGUACAUACGUCCGCGUACGCGUUCUUUGCACAUAUAUGCAUAUAUAUGUAUUUAUAUUACGCUGCGAGAACUCAGUCGUGUAUGCGCGUGACCAUUCCUCUUUUUCAACAAUACACGACGUUACCGUAUAGAUACAUAUGCAUUAUAUUUAAUGUUUUCCCAAACUCGGCAAUAAAACGAAAAACAAUGUAUGAUUAAACAGCAACAACAAAAUAAUAAUAAUAAUAAUAAUAAUAAUAAUAACGCUGAGGAAUUAAGUGUGCGCGAGGUCUCGUCGGGGUUAAUGUAGCCGCAUGCAGUAGCAACAGCAGCGCAUUGUUAAUCGAUCACAAUAAGCUCGCACGACUCGCCAGUGCCAAGUACUUUUUUUAAUACUUACAGUUUAUCGGUGGCUAUCGUUGGAGGUGGGCAGUAACAGUAAUCAGGACUGAGGGUAUAUCCAUGCAGUUUGCACAAACACACGCACACACGUACGCUUGGAGAAUAAAUUGAUUGUGAACCUAUUAUUAUUGACAUACACGCGCACACGUAACACACACACACACACACACACACAGAGAGAGAGAGGUAUUAGAUAGAUAAUGGCGAUGAAGAGCCGGAAGUACGUGGGCUCGUCUUACCACUUCAGCUCGCCAAGGUAUUACCCAGCCAUAAGUCCGGCGUAUUGGGCACCGCAAGCACAAACUGCGCCCUACUCCGUUCCAGAUCGCAAACUGUUUGUGGGCAUGCUGUCAAAAAAGUUUACAGAGAACGACGUGCGCAACAUGUUUGACAUCUACGGGGAGAUCGAGGAAUGCUCGGUGCUGAGGGAGAGCGGGCAGAGCAAAGGCUGCGCCUUCGUAACCUUUGCCAGUAAACAGUCUGCCAUCCAUGCCAUCAAGGCACUUCAUCACUCCCAGACGAUGGAGGGUUGCUCAUCGCCGUUGGUGGUAAAGUUUGCGGAUACACAGAAGGAUAAGGACCAGAAAAAGUUGCAGCAGAUGCAGACAAACCUCUGGAAUAUCGCUGGAGUCAAUAUGACACCCCAUUACCUCACAACGCAGAACGAGACACCGUCGACGAUCGCUCCUACGGCAACGUCGUUGCAGCUCCUACAGCAGUUGCAGGCGAGCUCGGGAGCAACGCCGCCGGUUGCCUCAAAUCCAACACCAAGCGCAUUAACGAGCGUCCAGCACCAGCUACUGCUGCAACAGCACAUUGGUCUGGGGGCGGUCGCACCCUCGCCUGUUCAGACCUCGGCUGUUCACACCACCCAGGACAUCAACUCGGCCAAUCUGCAGGGCCUGGCGACAUUGGCCUCUCUUGGUAGCUCGGCCGGUGAGUACGAUGCAAGCGCCGGAGUGUCACCGAUAAGCAUGCAGAACCUUGUCACUCUUGCGGCCAUGACGGGUGGGACCAACAACCUGCAACUUUCACCAAACGCUCUAGGUGGAUUAACCAAUUCGUCAGCAGGUAUGUCACUAUCUGCUCUACUCGGAAAGACAGGAAGUACAGGGUCCACAGGCAAUAGUCUAAAUCCUGUUUCGUCGUUGGCGCUCAAUUCCUUGACGGGGGUUCCCCUGGGCGGCCUCCAGGACUCCAUCACCAAUGCCUACUCGAGUUUGCAGCAGUAUGCAGCUCUCAUUGGAAAAACUACCGUCACUGUGGAAAAGAAAGAGCUGCACAGAUUUCCGACGUUUGCACCUGCAGCGGCGUCGACGGCAGCAGCAGUUUCGGCAUCACCAACAUUCAAUGAUUUUCGUAUUCUGUCGAAGCAGAUUGAAGGUCCCGAGGGGUGCAAUCUCUUUAUUUAUCACUUGCCGCAUACCUACACUGACGCAGAUCUCGUAGCUAUGUUCAUGCCUCUUGGCAAUGUACUAUCGGCCAAGGUCUUCAUCGACAAGGAGACCAAAAAGAGCAAAUGCUUCGGCUUUGUGUCUUUUGACAAGCCCUCGAGUGCUCAAAAUGCUAUUCAGACGAUGCAUGGCUACCAAAUUGGCACAAAACGAUUAAAAGUCCAACUAAAGAAGUCAAAGGACAUGUCCAAGCCUUACUAGAUCGGUAUCGACAGUUAUUUCAACGACAGUGUCCUGUGACGUUGUGACCGUGUACACUUUCGACCGGAGUCGCCGUGCCAUGUCUGUCUCUCAAUCAGUAUGGUCUUUCAUUGUAUCCUGCACUCCUAGAUACCCCAUUCUCAAUCUAAAAAAAAAACCCCAUUUAUUUUCCUACUUUUUAAUCCCCACACAUGUAUACGCACACUCGGCCUUCAUCCGUUAAACAAAUUUUUUUUCUCAUUCUUUUUUUAUGCCUUUUGAAAACAAACAAACAAAAAAAAAAAAAA
Molecule: messenger RNA, 2891 nt
Organism: Copidosoma floridanum
Lineage: Eukaryota; Metazoa; Arthropoda; Insecta; Hymenoptera; Encyrtidae
Product: CUGBP Elav-like family member 1
Molecular function (GO): RNA binding
Source: RefSeq, a predicted model, not a curated record